Messenger RNA from Sipha flava (yellow sugarcane aphid), 1512 nucleotides. RefSeq names its product leucine-rich repeat-containing protein 23-like. Bases 127 to 1287 code for a protein of 386 amino acids. The transcript has 8 exons. Gene Ontology annotation, molecular function: protein binding. Lineage: Eukaryota; Metazoa; Arthropoda; Insecta; Hemiptera; Aphididae. The record is from RefSeq and is a predicted model, not a curated record.
GAUCAUUGUGCGAUUCACCUCUUGUAGAUAUUACUUAUUUGCUAUAAUGCUAUACCACCUUCAUAAGCAAUAAAAAUAAAAAAACUGUUUCAAUUGAACAAUUCGACCGCAUUCGACCGAAAAAAGAUGUCGGACAGUGAAAAUUAUAAAAGUGACGACGGUAUUCAGAGCGAAUUUAAUCCGAACGUAACAUACCAAGACGUGUUGGAUAAUUAUAACUACGAGGGCGAAUCUGACGGCAAAUACGAAUAUUUUGCGGAAGGUGAAGAAGGAUUCGAAGCCUACGAGGACAGGAAUAAAAAAGUUCGUUAUCAAUGGUCGAGAUCCAUUUUGGAAGAAGACGCGUUGACCGACAACGUGUUAACUGCCGACGAAGCCGGAAAGUGCUUGUCACGCAUCGGCCAAGUAGGAUGCGGAUUGUUAUACGCUUAUAUUCAAAUCGAUGUCGAUCACAGGAACCUCACGGACAUCGAGGUGAUCACCAAAUUUCGAUGCUUGUCGCUCGUAAACGUGUCGCACAACGAUUUGGAUCUGACCGCUUUGGACGUGCUCAGGGACUUAGACUACGUGGUCGUCUUGCGCGCCGAUCGCAACCGCGUCGAUUCCCUUUGUCUGUCGUCCAUGGCGUAUCUACAGGUUUUGACCCUAAACUCGAACAGAGUCUCGUCACUCUCGGGCCUUAAACAACCGUCACUGGAGUGUUUGGAACUGAACGACAACGUGAUAUCGCAUCUGAUCCAAAACCCGGACGAAAACUUCGAUGGUGAAUACUGCAGCGAAAUUGAUUGUCCAAACCUAUCCACGUUGGCGUUGUCCAGAAACGCCUUGGAGACCAUCGAACAAUUCAUGUUUGUAUCUAUCAAAUUGCGUGUAUUGUACUUGAGUUACAACAAGAUUGACAAACUAAAAGGAUUAGAACAUUUAUCGAAUUUGUCUCAUUUACACUUGCGUGGCAACCAGAUAUCGAGCUUGGAUGGUUUCACUGAUAAUUUGAAACAUUUAUCUUACUUAAAUCUGAGAGAGAAUCUUUUGCACGAUACGGACGAACUAACCAAGUUAGUGUGUCUGAAGUCGCUGAAAACGUUGGUGGUGUCGCACAACAGUUUCAGGAAGAAUCCUCGGAGUAUCGCCAAGAAAGUGUUGAAGUUGUUGCCGUGGCUGGAGCGGAUCGACAAGGGAACGGUGAGCACUGUUCAGUCGGAUAAUGGCGUCAAAGGAUCUCAAGUAUACAGCGAUAGCGGUGAAUCGGGACAGGACGAAGAUGAAGGAUCGUACGAGGAAAAAUAAUACAAAGGGAACAAAAUACACUUUGAAGCGAACUUUUUUCUCCUCUCUUAUCGAUUAAAACACAGCGUAGAAUACGUAUACGGCUAAUACCACUACUACUACAAGACUCUUUAUUUCUAUCCCUUUCACUCUUUAUAUAAAUGUGCUUUUGUUUUUGCUAUUGCACACGUGGGAGUGUGUGAUGUAUGUGUAUGUGUGUGUGUGUGUGUGUGUGUGUGUGUGUGU